Molecule: messenger RNA, 3065 nt
Organism: Paramacrobiotus metropolitanus
Lineage: Eukaryota; Metazoa; Tardigrada; Eutardigrada; Parachela; Macrobiotidae
Product: sodium-independent sulfate anion transporter-like
Exons: 9
Coding region: 497-2686 (729 amino acids)
Biological process (GO): transmembrane transport
Cellular component (GO): membrane
Molecular function (GO): sulfate transmembrane transporter activity
Source: RefSeq, a predicted model, not a curated record
UCAAAUACUACCUAGUAUGUGCAACAUUACAUUCAGUAAGGUUCUAUAACUUGCUGACCAACCGGUUUCAAGACAUAUUUUCGGUAGAAAAGCUCUGAUUUUCAUCAUAUGUAUGUUAAGCACUGCAAGUUUGCACAGAGGAAGAAAAUAUUCAACUUCGGUUAGGAAUUUGGUUGCAAUAAAUCUCGGAAUUUGUAAUGCUUUGUCAUUGUUUCAUUAAAUAUAAGCAUAUGCCCAGGAUGAAAAGAAAGCAGAAGUUACAACUUGCUUUUUGAACUCCAGUUUGGUACUUAUACGAGUACUGUUUUGGUUCAAAUUUCCCAGCCGACCAGGCUAAAUCAUUUUAUAUCACUAUUACAAUUUAAUAAUUGUUGUGCCAAAUGUGUCAGCAAGUUUUUCUUAUUUUCUAUGCUGUGGUUUAAAGGAAAAUAUUUUGGUUUCAUUCAGUGGCACUGCUCAGCGUUAGGUUUUAUCAUAGUUUUUCAUCGUACAGAAAAUGUCCACUUCCGUACUUCUAAAUGGUUUUGGAAGACCUGAAAGUGCCCCACCAAUAAACCUGGAUAACGACACCGGCGGCGGCAGCCGAUGGGAAGUUCGUAGUGAAGAAAACUGCACUUGUUAUGUAGGGGAUGGAGCGCAGUCAGCAAGGGGUCAAUCGUGCAGAGACUGGAAGAGGAAACUGCGCCGGUUCUGCUCCAUAGAAAGCUGGAGACGCCGUCUGCCCAUUACACUAUGGCUGCCUAAAUACUCCUUGCAGGAUCUAAAAGGAGAUUUAAUCGCCGGUUUAACCGUCGGGAUGACGACAGUGCCACAAGCUUUGGCGUAUGCUCAGAUUGCCGAUCUACCGCCUGAGUAUGGAUUAUACUCGUCGUUCAUGGCUUGUUUCGCUUACGGUCUGUUUGGGACGUCCAAAGACCUUACACUGGGAGUAACGGCUGUAAUAUCGCUGCUCACCUCCGAAUGCAUUCCCGGAAAAGCAGAUAUGUACGAGCGUACGCGGUACGCAGUAUUAUUGGCGUUUCUUGUCGGUGUGUUCCAGAUCGCCAUGGGCGUCUUCCGCCUAGGUUUUCUUUUUAAUCUCGUGUCCCACCCGGUUCUCAGCGGAUUUACAACAGCCUCAGCGUUUGUGAUCAUGUUUAGUCAGAUUAAAAAUCUACUGGGCAUCCCGGGCGGACACACGACGGACACAGUCAUGCAGCAAGGGACGCAUUAUGUCAUGAACAUUCAUAACUUAAGGGGGUGGGAUUUAUUAAUGGGAACAUGUUGCAUAAGUGGAUUGGUCAUUUUCCGAAUGAUCAAGAUACCUAGGAAAUCUCAUGCUGGAAGCUUCGUCCGGGAAACAUGGAGGAUUAUUGUGGCAGCUCGCUACGGUGUCGUAGUAAUCAUUGCCACCCUAGUGGCAUUCCUUUUACAACGCUAUGGGUAUCCGGUACUAUCUUUAACUGCCGAUGUUAAUACAGCGCUGCCACCUUUAGCGCCGCCAAAAUUUUCAUGGAAUAACCAAACCACAGCCGAAAACAUCGAAGACAUGCUGUCCGGAUUACCAUUUGUUGCCCUGAUUAGCGCAAUGGAAACUAUUGCCAUUGCCAAAGCAUUUGGCAAUAAAUUUGGGUAUGCAGUGGAUGCAACGCAGGAACUAAUGGCCAUUGGCGUGGCAAACUUCCUUUCUUCCUUCGUAUCGGCGUACCCUGUAGCCGGAAGCUUUACCAAAUCUUCCUUAAAUGCUCAAAGCGGUGUACGGACGCCUUUUGGUUGUUUUGUCACCGGAUUCUUUGUCAUUGUUGCUCAACUUACGAUGGCCCAGGCCUUCUGUUACGUUCCGAAAGCGGCUUUGGGUGCAGUGAUCCUUGUGUCGGUGGUUAUGCUUAUCGAUGUCAAAAUCAUAAAAGAACUGUGGCAAAGCAACCGAAUCGAACUCAUCCCGCUUUUUGGAACAAUAACUUUUAGUGUCUUCUUUGGCGUCGACUACGGUUUUUUAGCUGGGAUCUCUUUCUCCUUCGCAGUGGUCAUGUACAUGCUAACAAAACCACGGUUACGCUUACAGUGUCGAACACGAAUUUAUAUGGACCGCGAACAGCCAAGUCUUACCAGGAAAGUUAUCAAUAUACAAGUGAGGCCGGAUGGAAGAAUUUUCUUCCCGGCUACAGAACCUUUUAAAAGGUACCUUAUCAAUCGCGUGCCGGAUGGGUGCCAUAUCAAACGACAAGGAGCGUUAGAACCGCUACUCCAGAAGUUGAGUGUGCAAAGGGAAGAACAAGACAAAAACGGUGACAUCGACUCUCCAAAACAUCUUGCUAGAGACACCAAAGAAGAUAAUAUAAUAUCGCCGUCUACCAAUUUACUGCAGCAGCCUAAGCAGACUGUUAUUUUUUCCGGCGCUGAUUUAGCAAAGAUUGACUUCACGUCGCUGAUGUCCUUGCACACUGUUGUGAGCAAAUUUCUCAGUGCCGGCUAUGCAGCCUACUUCGUUAAGACAUCCGUGAGUACACUGCGGAUAAUUUUGCCAAAGGAUCAAAAGGUUCUAAUUCCGGCCGGCAAAAAGUCCAGCGAACUGAUUACUUUACUGGUUGCACCCUUGAGUUGGCGGGAUCGUACUAUGUCGGUGCCGGUUGUAAUCGACAUGGAGGACCUGGACGAGAUCAACCUCGUGGAGCCCAUGCGAGCUAAAAACCCGAAUAUCACAUAAUAGUUUAAGAUUGUUCACGGUGCUCCGACAGUCAUGCUUAGUAGAACACACGGUCACAUUAAACUAUGAUACGCGUAUUAUAUUUCUGCGCCAAAAUUAAUAAAUUAUUAGAUCACAUUGAUGUUCUGAUUUUUCAGUAAAACCCAGCUAAAUAUUUAUAUUGUAUCAAUUAGUGCAGGUAAAUAACGUGAUCGUCACUGGUGAGCCAUUUAGCAAUUUAAAAAAUUUAUAUUGGCAGACAGUUAGGGUGACCUUUCCUUAUCUCUGCAAGUUUCUUUGGCUUUUGCUGUACACUUAUCAGAGAGAGAUGAUUACUUAAUUAGUUUUGCAAUAUCCGGAUUUUGCAUCAUGUUGGCAAUAAAUUUAUGUGCCAGUAAGG